AUGUCGGCGCCCCUCCUUACAGACGUCGUUUCUCAUGCCGAUAUACUGGACGCUGCGCAUGUGCGCACAUUCGACCAAGCGCUGGACAACUUGCUGUCCACUGCAUGUGCUGAAUCUGCAUUUUCUCAGUUGCUGGAGGGACUGCCAACUGAAGCCUCUUUGCGCCAGAGCUUUUGGUACCUGAAGUCUCACCCAGUGUAUCAGCUUCACCAUGCGGAAGUGUCAGACAGCGCGCGGACUAAGUCCAAGGAGCUAAGAUCUACAUUCAACAAGAGUCGUUUGGUUUUGGAUUUCACUGGCGAGUAUCUCUAUCAUUCGUAG
Emericellopsis atlantica is the source of this 321-nucleotide messenger RNA. RefSeq lists its product as uncharacterized. Bases 1 to 321 code for a protein of 106 amino acids. The transcript has a single exon. Lineage: Eukaryota; Fungi; Ascomycota; Sordariomycetes; Hypocreales; Bionectriaceae. The record is from RefSeq and is a predicted model, not a curated record.